UGUGGGGACGGAAGUGACGCGACCCGGCUGGGGGAGUUGAACGUGCUGACAUCAGGAGUGCGUGGGCUCCUCCGGUCCUGGGCGGCGGAGAAGAUGGCGGUGAACACAGUCACAGUUCCUCGCAAUUUCCAAUUACUGGAUGAGCUUGAAGAUGGACAGAAAGGUGUUGGCGAUGGUACAGUCAGCUGGGGCCUUGAAAACGAUGAAGAUAUGACUCUUGCUAGAUGGACAGGAAUGAUCAUUGGACCCCCAAGAACAAAUUAUGAAAAUAGAAUAUACAGUUUGAGAAUAGAAUGUGGACCUAAAUACCCAGAAGCCUCUCCUACAGUUAGAUUUGUAACAAAAAUAAACAUGAAUGGAAUAAAUAAUUCCAAUGGCGUGGUGGAUACACGAUGCAUACCUGUUUUAGCCAAGUGGCAACGUACAUAUAGCAUUAAAAUUGUUCUCCAAGAACUUAGACGCAUGAUGAUGUCCAAAGAAAAUAUGAAGCUUCCGCAGCCUCCGGAAGGACAAACUUACAACAAUUAAUUGAUCUGGGAAUGUUUCAAUACUUCUUCCUAGCCCCCCCCCCAUCCCCCUCCAUGAAUUUUAGAAGGCCUGCAAUGUCUUAUAUUGCAUGCCUCUGCCUCUCCAGCUCUGAGAGGGGAACCCCUUUCAGCCCCGACAAACCUAAACUGGGCACAAUUUGCACAUGAAUUCUCAUUGUUGGCUUGGACUCCCAGUUUUUGACUCCCAUUGGUCAUGGACAUAUUAUGCAACAGAUCUGUUGCAGUCCAACCUCCAUACACCUGCACAGGAACACAUAGGAGUAUAGAGGUUGCAAUGAAGUGAUUUUGCUUUUCUUGUUGUAAUCUUGCUUGAUUGUUGGGAUUCACACCUUCUGGGCAUUUUAUUUUCUUAAAAAGUAGCAGUUCAUGUUUUCAAAUUUAUUCUCUUUUUGUUUUUACGUGUGUUACAUUGUCAUAAAUAAAUCUAGGCCUAUAGCAAUUGA
Messenger RNA from Rana temporaria (common frog), 991 nucleotides. RefSeq names its product ubiquitin conjugating enzyme E2 V2 (gene UBE2V2). The record is from RefSeq and is a predicted model, not a curated record. The transcript is spliced from 4 exons. Gene Ontology annotation, biological process: protein K63-linked ubiquitination; DNA damage tolerance. NCBI's taxonomy places the organism in Eukaryota, Metazoa, Chordata, Amphibia, Anura, Ranidae. The coding region runs from base 94 to 528 and encodes 144 amino acids. Gene Ontology annotation, cellular component: nucleus.